Solea solea (common sole) is the source of this 2770-nucleotide messenger RNA. Its product is annotated as equilibrative nucleoside transporter 1-like. The record is from RefSeq and is a predicted model, not a curated record. NCBI's taxonomy places the organism in Eukaryota, Metazoa, Chordata, Actinopteri, Pleuronectiformes, Soleidae. The transcript is spliced from 14 exons. Gene Ontology annotation, cellular component: plasma membrane. Gene Ontology annotation, biological process: uridine transmembrane transport; nucleoside transmembrane transport. Gene Ontology annotation, molecular function: nucleoside transmembrane transporter activity. Bases 1324 to 2664 code for a protein of 446 amino acids.
AAACACGUGAGACACACGAGGAAAGAAAGAGGAAGAUUCUACAAUCACUGAGACGACGACGUCUGAGAGGAACAAGAGCUCUUUCAACACUCCAACACUCGUCAGGGCGACACCACAGACUCCAGAGACUCCAGGGACACCAGAGACCCCAGAGACACCAGGGACACCAGGGACACCAGAGACACCAGAGACACCAGAGACUACAGGGACACCACAGACUCCAGGGACACCAGACUACAGGGACACCAGGGACACCACAGACUCCAGGGACUCCAGGGACACCAGAGACUACAGGGACACCAAGGACACCACAGACUCCAGAGACUACAGGGACACCAGGGACACCACAGACUCCAGGGACACCAGAGACACCAGAGACUACAGGGACACCAGGGACACCAGGGACACCAGAGACUACAGGGACACCAGGUCACCAGGGAACACGAGAGACAUUAGGGAAGUUUAUUCACCAGCAGGAAGUUUACCUGAGCAAACACUGAAGAUUUCACAACAGGAUUUGUGCCACACGCGUUGUUCUCACAACUUGAAUCCGGCACAAGAUCCCGAGGAGCCCCCAAUCGUCCGAGGUGUAGGCCACUCUCCUUCGCUGCAUGGACCCUCGCCGAGGUCCACACUGAGCGAGGCGUACCAUCAUUCAGGAAACAUGGAGAAUGAACAACAUUGUGAGGUAGAGGCCAAGAGAAAACAAAGCAAAGAGCAGCUUCUCCUUCCUCACUCACCACCCACCCCGCCCUUCACAAAGUGUCGCUGACUCUUCUGCUCUGGGCUUCAACAACCACAUCAAACACCGUCGCCCCCUGAACAACAACAACUGAGACCCAAAGGAUCUGAUAUGGAAUGACUGCUCGGACACGAGCAACUGCCUAGAUAUACAGUAUAUUAGGAAUGCAGCAAAGGGAAUAUUGUUGGCCGAAAACUGAAACCAAAACACAGAAAGAAAUGAUUCUGCCAAUUCUGUACCAUGUUCUUUUUUAAUGUAAUUGUGUUCUUAUGGUUGGGACUGAGUUUACUUACCUCACUAAAGUCAAGGCUUUGCAAUUAUAUAGAUUAAUAUUCAAAGAAUAAAUUCAUUAUUAAGAAUUUAUGAACAAUAUUUAGGAGGAUUUCAUGAACAUAUCAGACCAGCCUUUUUUCUCUUGUCUGUAUCCAACGCAGCCUGGAUCAUUUCUCUCCGCGCUAUGAUCUUUAUGACGAGGAUGGAGUUCAGUUGCCAUGAAGAGGAUCUGAGUGAAUGUCGCAGGGAGUUCAUAAUCUGCCCUAUCGUUGUCUUCAGAGGACAGAUCUUGUCUCAGAGGACAGAACAUGUCUCAGAAGACAAUGUCUGCUGUUGCUGAUUCACCCAAAGACAAGUAUUAUGGGGUGUGGAUGAUCUUCUUUCUUCUUGGAUUGGGGACUCUACUGCCGUGGAACUUCUUCAUGACUGCUACCAUGUACUUCACAAGUCGUCUGAAAGAAACCACACCCAUGGAUUCAUCAGCCAAUCAGACGGAGGCAGCAGCUGAACAUCGCAGCAUUCUGGAGGAGAAAUUUAAUAAUGUGAUGACUCUGUGUGCGAUGAUGCCUCUGCUGCUGUUCACCUGUCUCAACUCUCUACUACACACUCUAGUGUCUCAGCGUCUGCGUGUCAUGGGUAGUUUAGUCAUCAUCAUGUCCGUCUUCAUGGUCACCACUGUCCUGGUUAAAGUUCCUCUGGAACCGUUACCAUUCUUCAUCAUCACUAUGGUGAAGAUCGUCAUCAUCAACUCCUGUGGGGCGGUGUUACAGGGCAGUCUCUUUGGGAUGGCAGCUUUAUUGUCUGGUUCUUACACGACUCCGAUCAUGAGCGGUCAAGGACUCGCUGGAACCUUCGCUGCCUUCGCAAUGAUCUGCGCCAUCGCAAGUGGAUCUGAACUAAAUGAAGCAGCAUUUGGUUAUUUCAUCACAGCCUGUGUCGUUGUUUCUUUGUCUCUGCUCUCAUAUGUGCUGCUGCCGAGACUGGAAUUUUUUCAGUUUCAUCAGGAAAGAAACAGAAAACAGAGGACGACAAAAGACCAGGACGGAGACAACAGUGUCCAUCUGAUGAACACAGAAAGUAAAGAUGAAGCAGUUUCUCAAACCAGACAACAAAACAUCUCCAUGGUGACAAUAUUUAAAAAGAUCUGGAAGUUGGCGCUGUGCGUCUGUUUCACAUUCACCGUCACCAUCGGAACUUUUCCCGCCAUCACGGCCGACACCAAAUCAACACUCGCCAAUGGAGACUCAUGGGAAAUGUAUUUCAUCCCCAUCAGCUGUUUCCUGCUCUUUAACCUGAGUGACUGGGCUGGGCGGAGCUUAACAGCUGUUUGUAUGUGGCCAUCAAAGGACAGCGUGUUACUUCCUGUGGGGAUAGUGUGUCGCCUGGUGUUUGUUCCUCUCUUCAUGUUGUGUAACGUCCAGCCGCGUGUUCACCUGCCCGUCUUCUUCCACCACGACGUCUUCUUCAUUGUCUUCAUGCUCGUCUUCGCCUUCACUAACGGAUACUUGUCCAGUCUGUGUAUGUGCUAUGGACCCAAGAACGUUCUUCCUCAUGAGGCAGAAACUGCCGGCACCAUCAUGGCUUUCUUUCUGUCUCUGGGUUUAGCUUUGGGAGCAGCACUGUCCUUCAUCUUCAGAUCUCUGGUCUGAAAGAAAACACAAAUGUUCAUUUAUCUGAAAAACAUCUGAUAUUCAUAUAAACAAAUGUCUUAUCUUCAUAUAAACAAACGUCUGAUAUUCAUAUAAACAAACGUCU